Messenger RNA from Lactuca virosa, 894 nucleotides. Lineage: Eukaryota; Viridiplantae; Streptophyta; Magnoliopsida; Asterales; Asteraceae. The record is from the annotation of a GenBank genome assembly.
AUGGAAGGAAGGAAGGAAGCAGGAAGUCUUAAAAACUACAAGCCAAAAUUCAGCUAUAUCUUCUGUGAUAUGGAUGGUACACUUCUGAAUAGCAAAAGUCUAGUUUCUGCAACAAAUGCUGAGGCUUUAAGAGAGGCUUCAUCAAUGGGUGUAAAAGUGGUGUUAGCCACUGGAAAAACUCGUCCAGCUGCUAUAACUCUUUUAAAUAUGGUGGAUUUAGCAGGAAAAGAUGGAAUUGUCUCAGAGUCCUCACCAGGUGUUUUCAUACAGGGUUUGCUUGUUUAUGGAAAAGAAGGCAAGGAAAUUCAAAAAACAAAUUUGGAUCCAAAUGUUUGCAAAGAAGCAUUUCAUUAUUCUGUAGAACACAAGGUUCCACUUGUUGCAUUUAGUGAGAAUCGUUUGCUGACCUUAUUCAGUCAUCCUCUUGUGGACUCCCUCCACACCAUAUAUCAUGAACCAAGGGCAGAAGUUAAGCCUUCAGUGGAGGAGCUGUUAAGUAGUGGAGAUGUACAAAAGGUGUUAUUUCUAGACACUGCUGAAGGGGUUUCUGGAACACUGAGGCCAUAUUGGUCAGAAGCAACAAAGGGUCGUGCAUGUGUUGUUCAAGCACAAGCAGACAUGCUUGAAAUUGUGCCACCUGGCACUUCAAAGGGUAAUGGAGUAAAAAUCCUGCUAGAUCAUCUUGGAGUUACUGCAAAUGAGAUAAUGGCUAUUGGUGAUGGAGAAAACGAUGUUGAGAUGAUGCAAUUGGCUUCUUUAGGGGUUUGUUUGAGUAAUGGAUGUGAGAAGACAAAAGCUGCAGCUAAUGUGAUUGGUGUUAGUAAUGAUGAAGAUGGAGUUGCCGAUGCUAUCUAUAGAUGGGUAGAUACUAGUAAAAGGAUAGAGAAAGGCUAG